AUGAAUUCUUUGUUGCCCUCUUAUCAGAAAAAAAAUCUGAGUCAAACACACAAAAAUCUGAGUCAAGCCAUUGCGGAUUUGAAGCAACUCUUCUCACUUGCUGAAAAGUUUGGUUAUUCUGAGUGGAUACAGUUUGAUGCAUCCGUUGUACGUGGUCUGGCUUAUUACACUGGUAUCGUCUUCGAGGGAUUUGAUCGAAAAGGAAAGCUGCGAGCUAUAUGUGGUGGUGGAAGAUACGACAGAUUACUCUCCACUUAUGGAGGUGAUGACAUCCCUGCUUGUGGUUUUGGUUUCGGCGAUGCUGUAAUUGUUGAAGAGAAGGAUUUGCUGCCAGAAUUGGGGCAAGAGGUAGAGAACAUUGUGUGUGCUUUGGACAAAGAUCUCCAAGGAGCUGCAGCCACGGUUGCAACCGCUCUCAGAAGCAAAGGCCAAACCGUUGAUUUGGUAUUGGAGUAUAAACCACUGAAAUGGGUAUUCAAGAGGGCUGAUCGAGUAAAGGCAAGAAGGCUGGUUCUGGUUGGGAAGAAAGAGUGGGAAGAUGAUGGUUCGUUGGAGGAAUGGUUCGAUUUGAAAAGACGAGAAAGAGACAAAAAGAAAAAGAAGUGA
Molecule: messenger RNA, 606 nt
Organism: Arabis nemorensis
Lineage: Eukaryota; Viridiplantae; Streptophyta; Magnoliopsida; Brassicales; Brassicaceae
Source: the annotation of a GenBank genome assembly